AUGGAGUUGUUAGAAGUGUCCCAGUUUAUCCAGCUGAUCUCACAAUGUGAUCUCUUUAAGGAUGGAAGCUUACGAGUUAUGUUUCUAUUAUUUGGUCUAUCGGACAAUAAAAAGAACAUACUACUGUACAAAUCCAACUUUGAUUACCAGAGUUUUCGGUAAGUUAAAGCAAUCUCAGCCACUCUUCUGAAUAUUUCUUGUAUUCUAGUCCUUUAUUGCAGAGUGACGAAUGUGUUAGAACUUGAUGAUCCUGCUGAUCAACUACAAAUCUCGUCUGUCGAAAGUGUUCACGGAAAUAAUUUUUCUGGACGUAUAGUCACAAAAAAUAAGUAAGAUUUCUUCUGCUGGACUCAACAAAUAUUCUUUGAAUUUUUUUUACAUUUCAAAGCACUGCUUGUAACUUUUCAGGACAGUAAUCGUCCAAGAUGGAAAGGUUUUUAAUUUCGACAAGCCAGGAGUUGUAGUCAAUACAAAAGUGGUGUCGAUCCAAUGUGAUACUAACAAUAAGAAUACAACAGUUGCAAGUUUAAAGGACACUUUUUUCCGGAUAGUGAAACAAGAUUUUAUUGAUUGUUGUGACGAGUUGUAUGGUUUCAAGGACAAGCUGGUGGUCAUCAAAGAUGAGAAAUGCAUGGAAGUGGAUGUUACAGAGUCGGAAUGGAAAUCCAAGUCUUGUUUAGAUGACAUAACGGAUCUUAAGAGGGUUUAUCCCAUUGUAAGUUGUCAAGAAUUAUCCAGAACUUUCUUGAAACGAGAAAAGAUAUAGAAUGGAGAGAGAAUACACUUGGCAAUGAUUUUCAGGCAAAAUAUUUUAUCAAGUCUAAAUGUCCGCGGUAUUGACAUGGAAAGUGACAUGUCACUAUUCCUUUAUAUAUGUGAUAGUACUGGUCUUAACGAAUUGGAGGACCUUUAUUUGAAGUUUUGGUAACGCCUCAAAAAACAUUUAUGCCUCACUUUCCAAAAGUCACACUUUCGAGAAUUGCGAUCGGAACAUGGUCAACUUGAGCCUCCGAGAAAAAAAGUUGCAGUAAAGUUAUACCUCCAUUUUUAUCGUCAAUAUAUUGCUUGAAUGUCGCUAUUUGUUGGACCAAAACGGGUCCGCAAAUACCUUGCCCCAGAGCGAGACAUCGCCAAAAAUUUUUGCCCAUUUUUUUGCGUACCCUAUAGAUUCCUGUUAUGGAUAUUUUCAGAGUCUUUUUUUGAACUAUCAUCACUGUUCGAUUCGAAUGCCCCCAAAAAUCAAGAACCUUUUUGCAUAUUUCGCCGAGGAUCCCAGCGCCAAUUGUGAUGCUGUAAGUACAAAUACAAUUUCUGAGGAAAAAGUAUUGAUUUUGGCGCAAUUUUUCCCAAAUUCGAAUGACCCACUUUUGAUUAAAAGGAUGAUUUUUUUUUUCAGCAUAAAGAAUUAUUGGAAAAUCUUCGAAGUAUCAGAAGUAGUUAUGACAACCAUAGUCACCUAUUAUUCUCCAUAGCUGUGGGGGUUUCCGUACCCUUUGGGGUUUUGGCCGUCAUUUCCGUUAUCUGCAUAUUUAAAGUAUGCUUUUAAUAAUGUACAUCUGUAGUACAGGGUGUCCAGAGAAAUUCCGCGGAAAGUUGUUGUCGAUUUCUCGGCGCUUAGGCAAGAUAUCCAAAAAAUUCUUUCUGCAUUAGAAAGAAGGCAAUGGGCGGUUUUUUGCCUAAAAAGAUUUUUUUCUUCGCCGACGCGGAAUGCAGUGUAUUCGGCGGAGACUUUUGAUUGCUUUUUUGGUCAUCACACCAAACUUAAGCGCUUUACUAUGAUCCUGAAACUAUCGGGAAGCCUUCAGUUUUUUUCCACAAAGGAUCAGGAGACCGACGACAACGCUAUGCAAUCGCAUUUAGCGACUGUAUAGCACUGGGUAGUUGCGUCAACAGCGAUAAAGUCCGACCUAGAGGUGGCAAUCGGGCUGGGCCGGCCCGGCCCGGCCCGGCCGGGCCCGGUGAUUGGGCCGGGCCGGGCCGGGCCUGAGCAGAUUUGA
Bursaphelenchus xylophilus (pine wood nematode) is the source of this 1997-nucleotide messenger RNA. The record is from the annotation of a GenBank genome assembly. NCBI's taxonomy places the organism in Eukaryota, Metazoa, Nematoda, Chromadorea, Rhabditida, Aphelenchoididae.